ACCUUUCGCUACUUGUCAACAAACGUGGCAUAAGCACUUACGUACGUACGCUCAAAUCUCUUUCUCUUUCUCUUUCUCUUUCUCCCCCUUCAGCUUCACCGUUUUUUCCCUCCCACAUAUUCGCCUAUCCAUUUUUCUCUUAAUUUUUUUAAUUUCUUUAAUUAGGACUUAUUUAAUUUAAUCAAUCAAUCAAUCAAUCAAUUAAUCAAAAAAAGCAAAAACCAAUUUUGUCUUCGCCGUUAAACAGAAAAUGGUGGAUUCAGAGCGAAUCCAAAACCCAUGGAUGUCUUCCGAACAUACUUCAAUUCAAAUGAAUCCCAACGCCAACGCAAUUCCACGAUUUUCUUCUCCCUCCAAAUCAUCGUUAAAUAAUGAUAAAUUAGGUGUUGCUGAACGCGCUUUCUCCGCCGCCGGUGCCGCCGUACUCUCCGCCGUCAUUGUCAAUCCCCUUGAUGUUGCCAAGACAAGGUUGCAAGCACAAGCUGCAGGGGUAGCUUAUUCUCAUCCGCUCAGUAAUUUGAACAGUAGAAUGUCUUGUUUCGGCCCAAAUAUGAUGUUUGCUGAUUUAAGAUGUUCUCCAUCAUGUACCCGGGCUGGACUACAUGGCACCGUAUCACUCUGUCCACCCGAUUGUUUUCGGUACAAAGGAACACUGGAUGUCAUGUAUAAAAUUAUACAACAGGAAGGAUUUAGUAGGCUAUGGAGAGGCACAAAUGCAGGCCUGGCACUUGCAGUACCGACUGUUGGAAUUUACCUUCCUUGCUAUGACAUAUUCCGCAAUUGGUUCGAGGAAUACACAACCAAAAGUGCUCCAGCCGCAACUCCAUAUGUACCUUUAGUGGCUGGUUCGUUGGCACGCUCACUUGCUUGUGCAACUUGUUAUCCUAUUGAACUUGCCAGAACUCGCAUGCAGGCAUUUAAAGAGACACAAAUUGGUAAAAAGCCACCUGGAGUAUACCAGACUUUGGCAGGUGUUGUCAAUGUCAAGGGGACAAAUAGACCACCAAACAGCUUGCAAGGUUAUCGUGUGCUGUGGACUGGCAUGGGCGCACAACUUGCUCGUGAUGUACCAUUCUCUGCAAUUUGUUGGUCAACACUUGAGCCAACUAGAAGAAAACUUAUUAGUUUGGUUGGAGGCGAUGAUGCCAGUAUAUUGAGUAUUCUUGGCGCAAAUUUUUCAGCUGGUUUUAUUGCAGGAACUCUAGCGGCUGGAGCUACAUGUCCACUAGAUGUUGCAAAAACUCGAAGGCAGAUAGAGAAGGAUCAUGUCAGAGCAUUGAAGAUGACUACGAGACAGACACUGAUGGAGAUUUGGAGAGAUGGAGGCUUGAAAGGACUUUUUACUGGUUUCGGUCCGCGAGUUGGUCGAGCUGGUCCCUCCGUUGGAAUUGUGGUUUCAUUUUACGAAGUUGUAAAGUUUGCCCUAAAUCACCGGCACACAACAUCAUGACCAGGUCAAUAUUGUGGAUAUUUUUUAUUGCUGAAGCGGCUUUUUUGUUGAGAACCUUUGCAUACUGCGCAGCUAGUUUUUUAUGGAAAGGAAGCAAUUCCAGUACGUUUCUGAUCAUGAAUUAGCGUUCAUGAAUAGAAUAGUAAAAAAAAUGAAUAACCAGUAUAGGAAAACCUCCUAAUUUUUAGGUUUUUGAGCCUUUGACCAGCAGAGUUCAGUUUUGUUACAAUUGGGAUUCUUCCCAAGAUCAAAUUUUGAAUAAAAUUUAAGUUAGUUCAAAAACACCAGGCAUUCAGUGUAAUUUACACUUGACUAUGUAUACACACGGGGAAUGUUAACUGAAUUGUUGAUUCUGUAUAUUAUUCAUUCUACUAUUCUUUUCUUGGUAGAGAAACAAUAAAUGUAUUUGGAUUAUUUUUGCGGCCA
Molecule: messenger RNA, 1876 nt
Organism: Trifolium pratense (red clover)
Lineage: Eukaryota; Viridiplantae; Streptophyta; Magnoliopsida; Fabales; Fabaceae
Product: mitochondrial carrier protein MTM1
Exons: 10
Coding region: 251-1450 (399 amino acids)
Biological process (GO): mitochondrial transmembrane transport
Source: RefSeq, a predicted model, not a curated record